Molecule: messenger RNA, 2469 nt
Organism: Gordionus sp. m RMFG-2023
Lineage: Eukaryota; Metazoa; Nematomorpha; Gordioida; Chordodea; Parachordodidae
Exons: 4
Coding region: 1-2469 (822 amino acids)
Molecular function (GO): protein binding
Source: RefSeq, a predicted model, not a curated record
AUGUGUCCCGGCACUUUGGUACUUAAAGAAAGUUUACAUUUAUUGUUUGAUAAUAAUGCCAUAUAUUAUAUAACAUUUAAACAAUGGAUGGCGGCAGACCGUACCACCCUCGAAACGUUAACUAAGUCCGCCAGCGAAUUUGUGGAGUAUUUGAUUGAAAAAUUAAAUAUUUUAAUUCCUCAUGCAUUUAUUUCUUCGGAACAAUCUUCAUUUUUUAAGUCAUUAAAAUCGAAUUUGAAGGAUGAGGAAUAUCUAAUAAUAUCCGAUUUUGCAGAGAACUACGCUUUUGUAGUUCAAGAUCACGCUCAAGGCUUCCAUUGGACUAAUAAUCAGGCAACACUUCAUCCAUUUAUGAUUUAUUACUGCGAAAGAGGUACCAUCAAACAUAUAAGUUACAAUCCGGACAAAAUCGAACAUAAAAAAUGUCUAAGUGAUUUUUGUGAUUGUUACGUGGAUAAUAAUGUAAGUUACUUUAAGUGUAGAAAUUUCGGUAAUAUCUCCAUUUUACAAAGUUCUUUCCUCAAGGAAAGCCUGAAAUCAUCCGGUGUCGAUAUAAGGGAAACAUCCUAUGUAAUCAUCGAACAUUCAAAUUUGGGCCCUAUACUGGGUGGUUUAAAUUUCAGCAUCAAUACAAAGGUUCGCAUUUUGUUUAUGAAUUUUUGCAAAAUAACGGCAGUCAGUGAAAAUGCAUUUAAUUUAUUAAUCCAUUUAACAAGACUAAAAAUGGGAAACAAUUUUAUAAAAAGUAUACCAUUCAACUUGUUUUAUCCUUUGCCUAAUUUGACCCAACUGUCUUUAGAACAUAAUAAUAUAACUGAGAUGUACAGUAGAUAUUUCGAAAAAAACAAGGAUUUAGAGGUCCUCGAUAUAUCUCAUAAUCCGAUUGAGCGCAUUUCUUUACAUUCCCACGAAUUGGGCCCAUCGAUAAGGGAAAUACAUGCAACAGAUAUAGAUUUAACAUACGAUACAUUAUUUAAUUUGACUGUGAGUUCUGAUAUAAAAGCUUUAUUUAUUGAUGGCAACAAUGUGGGGUUUUUCCCCGUAAAAUAUAUAAACAUCGCUGAGAAAUUAACGGGAUUUUCAUUAGAAGACAACCCCUUGAGUUGCUCCUGUUUUAAUAAGCCAACAUUUACUUGGUUGAAUUCAUGGGCGACUUGGUUAACUAAGGUAAGUGGUACUCAAACAAUCCAUAAAGCUGUCAGUUUAUCUGAUUUGAACAUCACUCAAUGUUAUUAUCCGGAGGAAUACCGCGGUAGAUAUAUAACGAGCUUGAAUCCCAAAGAAAUGGAUACUUGGUGCUUAGAUUACUGCAAUGUAAGACCUCCAUGUUCGUGCCAAUCUACUCCAUUCAAUGAUACUCUGUCGAUUAAUUGUAUAUACGCCCGUUAUAAUCAACUGAAGAAUACCGGCCUGCUUAAUGUUAAAUUUAACAAGACUUAUAUUUAUAUGGAUCAUAUCUAUUUCAUCAAUAAUUCACUUGAUAUGGGUUUAUUCGAAAAUAUGAAUCCCUUAAAGUUGUUAAUAUACCACUCGAAUAUAGAUCACCUAUCAUCAAAUACAAUCUCGAAAGUUAAAGAAGUACAAAUUUUAUCACUCUUUAACGAUGGAAUAAAUUACAUCAAGGAAGACGCAUUUAUCGGCGGCGCUAAGUUAGUCAUGAUAAAUUUAAAAUCAAAUAAAAUUACAGAAAUAGCGAGAAAUACUUUUUCUAAAGAUCGACUUCCAAAACUUCAGAUGAUUGAUAUUUCUUUCAAUCAAAUAUUAAGUAUGGAGAAUAUUGCGCUCGGCUCUCAGAUAAUAUUCAUAAAUUUAAUCAGUAACAACAUAAACAAAUUAGCGCUCCCCACCUUUAAAUCCAUAAGCAAUCUCAAAGCAUUAUUUAUAGGUGAAAAUAAUAUAAGCUGCGAUUGCCAAUUUUACAGUGUUUUGUCUUUUAUAAGCAAGUCAGUUCAUUUUUCCAAUACUCCCACCGAAACCGAAAUGUCUGAUAUCUGCUGCAUUCUUUGCAAAGAUAAAAAUCUAACUAUGAAUGAUUUCUACUAUAAGGAAAAAAAAACUAAGCAUUGCGAAAAUAUGAUUAGAUCGAAUAUGAGUGGGUAUGGAAUUCAAACUGAAAAUCUUUAUCAAAAUUCGUCGGACAGUUUAUUUGAGGUUAAAGACACAGCCACAGAUUCACCAGUUGACAAGAAACCUAAGGAUGCCCUCGUAUUAAUGAUAAUAAUAUCGUCGAUAGUUUUGAUCGUCAUAACUCUAAUCGUAACUUUAUUCUACUACAAAUUAUUUUUAGCUAGGAAAGAAAUUAUUAAAGCCGUACCUAUCCCAGUUCAUCAUGAAAAACCAAUGGAAGUUGGACAUCCUCAUCAUGGAACAAGACAUUCGAAAGAAAUCAAAGAUGAUAUUAAGCUUCCCAAGGAAUAUUUUGAUUAUAAAAAUUUUUUGGACUCCGCAUCCAAUCAACAAUUGAAAUAA